GCGGGAUUGAGGGAAAGAGUUUUCGCACCGGUUCUUACAAAACCGGUGCGAAAAGUGAGUAAAUCGCACCGGUUCAGUUUGAACCGAUGCGAAAACUUUGUUUUAAAAAAAAAAAAACCCGGUUAUAAUUUAACUUUCUUUCUUUCUCUUGAAACCCCUCGAUCUUUCCUCCUCUCUCAUUCUCUCUCCUCCAUUGAAGCGUACUCAUCUGCCUCUCUCUCCUUUCCUUUCUUCUCUCUUUCGAUCGCCUUAUUGCGACCUAUGCACCCUUCCUCGGUUUCAUUGUGGAGCUCUUCAGUUGUGCUCCAUCAAUCAAGGGUUUUGUUUGGCGGUGGUGGCUGUGGUGGCCUUAUUGCGACCUAAAAUCGUUGGCUUCAUCUUCUUUUGUCGAAUACUCUUCAUGGUGGCGCAAUUGCGUCUUUGGUGGAUUUGGUGGGUUCGGCUGUUGCACAAUUGCGAAUACUCUUCCUUUUUUCUGGGUUUGUAAUGAAAUUAUUGGCUUUGUUUGUGUUUUUUUUAUGAAAUUAUCUUGUGGGUUGUUUUAUUUUUAUUUUUUUUAUGGGUAUCUUCUGUUUUCCUGUUUUUUCUCCUUAAUCUGAUUAUGGUUUGAUUAAUAUGAUUUUUGGACCUUAAAUUUUUGGUUUAUAAUGUUUUGCUUUUAUUUCAUCUUAUAGUGUUAAGAAAUCCUGCAAAUUUCGGAAGGAAAUUUGUAAUUUCAUGAAUAUCAUCAACUUUAGCAUAAGUUUGAUUAAGCUUGAUGUCUUUGUGAAUUGUGAGAAUGCUUGUGAUAAGGGUAAUCCUACUUUUUUCUAUAUUUCUUGAGGUGUUUAUUUUCCUGGAUUCUUAGUUUGUUUACUGGUCUUUUUGGUUGAUUGGCUUUUUGUUGAACUUGAUGAAGUUGUUCAUAUUUACAUUGUUUCAUAUGAUACGUAGAAUCAUUAUGGGAUUUGUAGAAUACACAUAAAGUUGUAGAGGGUAGGUUGUUGUGCAAGUUUCACCUAUGAACAAGAUAUUCCCUUUCUUCAGCUUAAGAGCUUUGCAACGAAUGGUCUUAUAUGCAAUUCAAAUGAUUAGGGAGGAAGGUGAAAAUUAGCAUUUAAGGUAGUAGGUCAAAGCCUUUUCUAUUCAAUGUGAUAACACAAUGAGCAAUUCUUUCAACUUGGAAGCAAAAUCUCAAAAGUGUAGCACAGAGUAACCUUUUGUUUGGGUAUAAUUAGUAGGAAUGGUCAGCCUAUAGUUACCUUGUGCUCAGUAUUGGGAAGAUUUGGACUUGACUGACCACAAUUAUCUGAUACUCUGUUGAGAAUUGCAAGUAAAGAGGGGUUCCAUGAGAUGUUGGAGUAGUUGUGACUACAUACAACAUGAUUGCUUUUGAUGGUAAACGUUCUGAAGAAUCUGAGAAGAUUAUUGAAGAAAUAAGAAAUAGAGAUGGGGAUUACUUCUCAUGGAUGAGGUAACUACUUGUGUUGAAGGACCUUGGGCAUUUUUGGGUGAUAAUGACCUUGAAGUUUAAGGGAAACAUGUCUAACUUCCCCUUAUUUAAUCUGAUGUUGCAUGGGUGCAUGUCGUUCCUGCUUAGAUGUUUCGGAAAGUUAUCAGCACUACAAAAUCGCAUUGCAAACUUGGGCUUACUGGUACCACUGGAUUAGACGCAAAGGACGGCCUGCAGCGAGAGAGAUUGCAGAGCUAUCUUGUUUUAGGUACCAUUGGAGUAGUCGGGACUAUUAUUAGAGCUAUGCAGGCUGACGUUUGUCAUGCUUACCAAAUUUUGAAGAAAGGUGGUUUAAAAGAUGAAAAUAUUAUUGUUUUCAUGUAUGAUGACAUCGCUUAUCAAGAGGAGAAUCCGAGACCCGGGGUCAUCAUCAAUAAUCCCCAUGGAAGUGAUGUCUACGCUGGAGUCCCAAAGGAUUAUACUGGGGAACAUGUGACUGUCAACAAUUUUUUAGCAGCGUUACUUGGUAACAAAGAAGCUAUUACUGGUGGCAGUGGAAAGGUGGUGGAUAGUGGCCCUAAUGAUCAUAUAUUUAUGUAUUAUUCGGACCAUGGUGGUGCUGGUGUGCUCGGUAUGCCUACAACUCCAUUUCUCUAUGCUGAUGAGUUGAUAUAUACAUUGAAGAAAAAGCAUGCUUCUGGAACCUAUAAGAGCUUGGUGAGGUUAUCCUCCCCCUGUCCACCACAUACAAUUUUUUAUCAUUGCAGGAAGUGUACGAUUAUCGUCAAAUUUAUCAAGGAAAUCAAUGUAUAAUGAAUUUUUUUUUGUUUUCUUUUUUCCUUUUUUAUUUUUUUUUCUUGUCAAAAAAAAAAAAAAAAAAAAAAAAGAAAUGCGUUUUUUGCCAAAACAGUGGAUACUUAUAAGUAGCAAUUGUAUACCUUAUACUUGCAUCACUUCUAUAAACAAGUUAUUCUGGAUGGGGUUUCAGUUCUGUGACUUUUGUGAUGUACUGAAUAUUGUUUAAGAAUUACUUUACAACCCUUCCCUCUUCCUUCUUUCAGAAACCAAAAGGCAUGCAUGCAUCUUGUAUGGAAGAGAGAGAGAGAGUGUGUGUGUGUGUGUAGCAGCUUUGACAGGUAAAACAGCAGCAAUAGCCAGCACCAGGCAGACACAGCACCCCCAGACAACAGCUAACAGCCAGCCAGAAACAGAAAGCAGUAGCCAGCAACAGCUAAACACACCAUGCAAACAGAAACCAGCGACCAGACACAAAGCAAACAACACAGCCAACAGAAAACAGCAGCUUACAAAAGGAAAGUUGACCUGGCUGUUAAAUCAAGGACUACGCUUCUCCAGACCUUGAUUCUGUUUUUUCUUUUUCUUCACUUUUUUAAAGUGUAAUAUUAC
Chenopodium quinoa (quinoa) is the source of this 2839-nucleotide messenger RNA. RefSeq names its product vacuolar-processing enzyme-like. Lineage: Eukaryota; Viridiplantae; Streptophyta; Magnoliopsida; Caryophyllales; Amaranthaceae. Bases 1580 to 2245 code for a protein of 221 amino acids. The record is from RefSeq and is a predicted model, not a curated record. Gene Ontology annotation, biological process: vacuolar protein processing. The transcript is spliced from 6 exons. Gene Ontology annotation, molecular function: cysteine-type endopeptidase activity.